AUGGCCCUGUCUCGGUGCCCUGCGUGUUGUCUCUUUCUGCCUCCCCUCCCCUGGGGGCUGGGGGCGGCCGCAUGGGCCUUGUCUUUGCUGGGACUGGGCCUGUGUGCCACGUGGCAGCUGCUGCUUGGCUUCUGGCCCCCUUAUCUGCUCCUGCCUCACGCGCCCUGGCAGCACCAUGAGCUGCCAGCUUCUGCCUGUGCUGCUGCUGCUGCUGCUCAGGGCUUCGUGCCCAUGGGGUCACGAACAGGGACCCAGGAGCCCCUCGGAGGAGCCUCCAGAGGAGGAAAUCCCCAAGGAGGAUGGGAUCUUGGUGCUGAGCCGCCACACCCUGGGCCUGGCCCUGCGGGAGCACCCUGCCCUGCUGGUGGAAUUCUCCUGGGGGGCCACGAAGAGGCACUGGUGCUCGGCUUGUCCACGGCCAGGACGCAGGGCAGAAUGGAGGAGCACGCUUGUUCCCUGCUGGGUUGUCAGGUGUGGAGAGGGUGCUCCUGGGGUUGUGGUGGCCUGGGGCACUCACAGCCCCGUCCCCCAGAUGCCCCGUGGUGUGGGCACUGCCAGGCCCUGGCCCCCGAGUACAGCAAGGCAGCUGCCGUGCUCGCGGCCGAGUCGUCGGUGGUCAUGCUGGCUAAGGUGGAUGGGCCUGCGCAGCCCGAGCUGGCUGAGGAGUUUGGUGUGACGGAGUACCCUACGCUCAAGUUCUUCCGCGAUGGGAACCGCACGCACCCGGAGGAGUACACAGGACCACGGGAGGCUGAGGGCAUUGCCGAGUGGCUGCGACGGCGGGUGGGGCCCAGUGCCAUGCGGCUGGAGGACGAGGCAGCUGCCCAGGUGCUGAUCGACGGCCGGGACCUGGUGGUCAUCGGCUUCUUCCAGGACCUGCACGACGAGGAUGUGGCCACCUUCUUGGCCUUGGCCCAGGAUGCCCUGGACAUGACCUUUGGCCUCACAGACCGGCCGCAGCUCUUUCAGCAGUUCGGCCUCACCAAGGACACUGUGGUUGUCUUCAAGAAGUUUGAUGAGGGGCGGGCAGACUUCCCAGUGGACGAGGAGCUUGGCCUGGACCUGGGGGAUCUGUCGCGCUUCCUGGUCACACACAGCAUGCGCCUGGUCACGGAGUUCAACAGCCAGACGUCUGCCAAGAUCUUCGCGGCCAGGAUCCUCAACCACUUGCUGCUGUUUGUCAACCAGACGCUGGCUGCGCACCGGGAGCUCCUAGUGGGCUUUGGGGAGGCAGCUCCCCACUUCCGGGGGCAGGUGUUGUUCGUGGUGGUGGAUGUGGCGGCUGACAAUGAGCACGUGCUGCAGUAUUUUGGCCUAAAGGCUGAGGCAGCCCCCACCCUGCGCUUGGUCAACCUUGAGACCACUAAAAAGUACGCGCCUGUGGAUGGGGGCCCUGUCACCACAGCGUCCAUCACUGCUUUCUGCCAUGCAGUCCUCAACGGUCAAGUCAAGCCCUAUCUCCUGAGCCAGGAGGUACCCCCUGAUUGGGAUCAGCGGCCAGUUAAGACCCUCGUGGGCAAGAAUUUUGAGCAGGUGGCUUUUGACGAAACCAAGAAUGUGUUUAUCAAGUUCUAUGCUCCAUGGUGCACCCACUGCAAGGAGAUGGCCCCUGCCUGGGAGGCACUGGCUGAGAAGUACCAAGACCACGAGGACGUCAUCAUUGCUGAGCUGGACGCCACGGCCAAUGAGCUGGACGCCUUCGCCGUGCACGGCUUCCCUACCCUCAAGUACUUCCCAGCAGGGCCAGGUCGGAAGGUGAUUGAAUACAAAAGCACCAGGGACCUGGAGACCUUCUCCAAGUUCCUGGACAACGGGGGCGUGUUGCCCACGGAGGAGCCCCCGGAGGAGCCGGCAGCCCCGUUCCCGGAGCCACCGGCCAACUCCACUAUGGGGUCCAAGGAGGAGCUGUAGCUGCCCCCGUGUCACCCCCCCUUCACUGCUGGACGGAGCCACCCCCUUGGGUACUGGAGGGAGCUGUGCAUUGUGAAUAAAGAGCUUGGUUCUGGA
Pongo pygmaeus (Bornean orangutan) is the source of this 2007-nucleotide messenger RNA. RefSeq names its product protein disulfide isomerase family A member 2 (gene PDIA2). The transcript has 11 exons. Bases 1 to 1911 code for a protein of 636 amino acids. Gene Ontology annotation, cellular component: endoplasmic reticulum. The record is from RefSeq and is a predicted model, not a curated record. Gene Ontology annotation, biological process: protein folding; response to endoplasmic reticulum stress. Gene Ontology annotation, molecular function: protein disulfide isomerase activity. Lineage: Eukaryota; Metazoa; Chordata; Mammalia; Primates; Hominidae.